Molecule: messenger RNA, 606 nt
Organism: Helianthus annuus (common sunflower)
Lineage: Eukaryota; Viridiplantae; Streptophyta; Magnoliopsida; Asterales; Asteraceae
Product: N66 matrix protein-like
Exons: 1
Coding region: 1-606 (201 amino acids)
Source: RefSeq, a predicted model, not a curated record
AUGGUAACAACAUCCAAGCCUCCAACAAUCACUGAGGCUAUUGAUCUAAGUGUGGCACUAACUAAAGAGGCAAUCAGGUUGAACAAGUUCUCGAUCUCUGACCAGAAGAAGAGGGACACUCACAUUGAGUCAUCAGGUGAGAACAAAAGGAAGUUCUCAAAUUUUAAGAAGGGUACUAGCAGUACUAACAAGAAGGAAGAGGCAAACGCACCAGCCAAGAUCAAAAUUGGUGCUGAAAACAAAGGAAAAGGGUAUAUGGGCACCUUGCCCAAAUGCGAUGCGUGUCAGUUGCAUCACAAUGGACGAUGCCGAGCUGGAAAAUGCGAGUCGUGUGGAAAGGUUGGCCAUUCGAAGGAGACGUGGUGGGUUGGUACUGGUCGUGGUGGUCAGAGAGGUUAUGGUAAUGGAAACAACAACCGUGGUGGCAAUGGGUAUGGAAACCGCCAUCAAGGAGGAAAUGGCGGUAACGGUAAUCGAGCUGGUAGUGGAAAUCAUGGAGCGAACAACAACCAGGGUGGUAAUGGGAAUGGUAAUGGUCGGGGACCAGGUUGUUUUAACUAUGGAGAUGUGGGGCAUUACAAGCGUGAAUGCCCGAAAAUCAACUAA